AAUGAACAUAAACUCCCCUUAAUUUUUGGUCUAGAUUUAUUAUUUAUAUUUAUAUUAAUUUAACUAAUUUAGUGACCUGCUAAGUUAUAAUUUAUUUAGUAAUUAAUUUUUGUAAUGGCUGACUUUCUUGAUGAAAGUAAUCCUUGUGGGAUCAAUCUUCUCCGUCUUGUUUCCCGUGGUAAUGCCAUUAUUGCUGAACUUCUUCGUCUUUCUGACAUGAUACCGACCGUUUUUAAACCUGAAAUUAAGACGGAGUUCAAUCGUUAUUCUGAUUUAAUAUUCGACUUCACUUAUUUUAAAAAUUUGGAAUCAAUCGAGGCAAAAAUUGACUCAACUCCAGCUCUCCGGGACAAAGACGAUGAAAUCCGUGACAACUAUAUUGAUAUUUUAAGUGAUUUUUACCUUGCCUUUGAAUCUAUACAUAGGUACAUUUUUGACCUCAACAAAUAUAUGACCGACCUGGAAGAAGGUGUUUAUAUUCAACAAACAAUGGAAACGGUUAUCGUUAAUAUGGAUGGUAAACAAUUAAUGUGCGAAGCACUUUAUCUUUGUGGUGUCAUUCUUCUAACUGUGGACCAAAAAAUUGAAGGAUCGGUGCGAGAAAGAAUGUUAGUUUCUUAUUAUCGUUACUCCGCACAACGAUCUACAUCAGAUUCAAAUAUUGAUGACGUCUGUAAUCUUCUGCGUUCAACUGGCUACUCAUCAGUAACAAAUAAAAGACCUAUCAACUAUCCGGAGGAUUUUUUCAAAAGAGUACCCAUUAAUGCUGAAUAUCUUAGCUUAGUGAUUGGUCGAUUAAGGUUUGAUGAUGUUUAUAAUCAACUAUCAUCCUACCCAUACUCUGAACAUCGAAGCUUCGCCAUGUGUAAUCAAGCUGCAAUGUUAUAUGUUAUACUCUACUUUGCGCCAGACUUUUUACACGAACAACAUGCUAAUAUGAGGGAAAUUGUGGACAAAUUUUUCUCUGAUAACUUUGUCAUCAACAUAUACAUGGGAAUCAUUGUUAACCUUAUAGAAGCUUGGGAACCUUACCGUGCAGCUAAAUCAGCCUUAAACAAUACUUUGGAAACAGCUAGUCUACGUAAACAUGCGAUCUAUCACAAGAAUCGUCUAAAUAAAUUAUUACAGCAAACUACAGAUUUACUGAAAGAAGGAUAUCUUGAUGAAGAGGUGAUCUUAGAUUCCACAUCAAAGUUAACUAAUAUUUUGAGAGAAUGUAAUGUUACUCUUCGAUGGUUAAUGCUGCAUACAUUUUCAAACCCUAAUGUGGAGACUCAUUGGACAACCUUUAAAAAGUGUAAACAAUCUCGAGAUGUGAUAAUAAGCGAAACUGGUCAUGAUCCAGUGAAAAUUUUUGAAUUGCUGAUGCAUACCUCACAAUUAGAAUUGAAAGUGAAAGAAAUUUAUAAACAAUUGCUCAAUGAAAAGCGUGAAAAAUGGGACAAAUAUCAAAGUGAAGCUGUCGAUAGGAUAUCGGAAUUAUCGGAAGUAUUUUCUGGUAGCAAGCCAUUGACCCGUAUUGAACCCAACUCUAGUCUUCAAGAAUGGUUUGGACAACUUGCAAGUCAAAUAAAAGCUCUUGAUCCAGACCAGCUGAAAAGUUCAAAUCGCAAAACUAUCCAAAUGAUCAAAGCUCUUGAUGAAAUUCAAGAUUUCCAUCAAUUAGAAGGCAGUAUACAAGUCAAGCAACACUUGAUUGAUGCUAGAAAAUUUCUGUGUUGCAUGUUGAAAACUUCAGAUGUAAAAGAGCACGUACUCAUCACUCUACAGCUCAUUGGCGAUCUCUCUUAUGCUUGGUUAAUAAUCGACUCUUUCACCAAGUAUAUGCAACAGGGUAUUCAAAAAGAUCCAACUCUAGUCAUUAAACUUCGAGCAACUUUUCUCAAGCUUGCCUCUGCUCUGGAUAUGCCCUUAUUACGGAUAAAUCAAGCAUCAAGUCCUGAUUUGGUCCCCGUCUCACAAUAUUAUUCAACUGAAUUGGUUUCAUAUGUUAGAAAAGUUCUUCACAUCAUUCCCGACUCUUUAUUUCGCCUUAUGGCGCGGAUAAUUGAAUUGCAAACAAAUCAAAUUCAAGAGCUUCCCACCCGAUUAAUGAAAGAUCAACUUCGAUCGUAUGCUUUUCUCGAAGAAAGAUAUGAAGUUGCUCAGUUAACUCAUUCCAUUUCUGUUUUUACCGAAGGAAUGCUCAUGAUGAAGACAACAUUAGUUGGUAUCAUUCAAAUCGAUCCCAAAAAGUUACUUGAAGAUGGUAUCCGUAAAGAGCUAGUAAUCCAAGUUGCCAAAGCAUUACACCAAGGAUUAGUUUUCAAUCAAAGAGUAAAACCAAGUGAACUUGUUCCCAAGUUAAGAAUUAUCUGUAACAUCAUGGAUGUCAAUUUUAUCGGUCUAACUCGUGAAAUUUUGAGAAUUACUGAUCCAAGAACCACCAUUUACGUGAACUCUUCAAGAACCUGGUAUGAUAAUAAAACACGCGCUGAAAUUGUUGAUCCCAAAUUAUUUAAACUACUUUUACAAAGUACGGGAACAGCUGGAAUCAAUGGCCUUGAUCGAUUACUUUCAUUCAUGAUUGUUAGUGAACUGGGAAAAAUUGAAUCAUUAAUCGAGAAACAGUUGCUGAAUGAAAAGUGGUGGCACGAUACUGUGAUAAAUGUUAACAACUUUUUAUCUAAAAAUGAUUGCGAUAUGCCAUCAAAUCAAGCUAAUAAGUUGCAAUCACCAAUAACUUCUAGGAAUCCAAGAACUCUGCCAAUCAUUACUGAAUCAAUAAUGAAGAUUGGACAAAUGCAAUUAAUCAAAAAUAACAUAUCUUUUGAAAUCAAGGAUAGCUGCAAUUAUCAAUCAAGGAAUUUGAGAUCUGCUUAUGAAACUCUCAACGAGGCCUUAUUAACUGAACUUAAACGAGAUCCUAAAAAAUAUUUAGCCAAGGAGGAAAGUGCUCUUGUUUACGAAUUAACCAAUUAUUUAGAAUGGUCUGGAAUAUCAGAUCCUCUUUCAAAAAUUUACAUUGGAUCUACUUUACCUCCGUACAUGGAUUUAGUUUGUCUUGUAAUUGUGAUUUUAUCAAAUCCCAAAUUAAUUUACGUUGAUAAAAUUCAUGGAUUGACUGCCAAGAAAAUAACUGAUUCAGCCGAUGGACAACCAUUUGUUACUGGAUUAUUAACUCUUUUAAGACAAUAUCGUUGUGAUAUGGUUAAACGGUUUAUAUCACUUCUAUGUCGUUAUAUUAAAUCACUAGUCGAAUCUUCAUAUCCAAGUGCCAGCAAAUUAACCGAGUUUCCGGUAGAAAUAUUCAACGAUUUAGUCAUUCUUGAAGAACUUCUGAGACUUGGUAACUUACCGAAAACUUAUGUGUCUGAAUACAUUCCUAAUUAUGUGAUGGACCAAUUCCAUUCUUUUCAUUCCACGAAUCAGUAAAAAAUCUUCAAAUCAACCAAUUUUGAAUUCCUAUUUCCAUAGUCUGUCUAUAUGCGAAAUUUUUUAUAAAAUUGCUCACAGAUACAGUUAAUUGCAAAAAUCACUGGAAAAUAAAGGUCAAUUUAAACACUGA
Messenger RNA from Tetranychus urticae (two-spotted spider mite), 3547 nucleotides. Lineage: Eukaryota; Metazoa; Arthropoda; Arachnida; Trombidiformes; Tetranychidae. The record is from RefSeq and is a predicted model, not a curated record.